Messenger RNA from Punica granatum (pomegranate), 1223 nucleotides. The record is from RefSeq and is a predicted model, not a curated record. Lineage: Eukaryota; Viridiplantae; Streptophyta; Magnoliopsida; Myrtales; Lythraceae.
UAUUGUUGCGGCCGAGGGUGGGUUGGACCAUCUUCCAUUUCAGCCUGCGGAAAGGGACAACGGAAGGAAGCAACAAAAAGGAAGCACCUGUCGUCGAUAACCUCUCUUCCUCCCCCUUCCUCCUCUUCUUCGUCGUCGUCGUCGUCCUCCUUCCUUCCGACAAUUCUCCGGUCCGCCCGACCGAAACCUUCCUCCAAGCAGCUCGCGAUAGACCCUUUUAUGCGAUCCAGCUCGCUCUGCUCGUCAUGGAGGCGGAGGUUCCCGGCCCUGUUCCCCCGGCGGCGGCGGCCGACGAUCGGAUGGAGUCGAAGGAGCCUGUCCGCGUCAAGAGGAAGACGCUGCAGGCCGUGCUCGAGCAGUGCCAGAGAGCGCUUGAAUCACUCAGCAACGACCAGGAUUUGGAUGACGAUGACGAUGAAAGAGAAGAAGAAGAAGAUGAUGGAGCCGGCAGCGACGCGAGCCUCAGCCGCCAGAGCUCAGGAGCUCUGCAAGACGACACUGAAGCCGAUGAGUUUUGCGAUCUUCUGAAGUCUAGAGUUGAAUGCCCGGACUUUCUUGAAAAGAUAGAGAGCGCUCAGGUGCCAGUUCCUCAAAAUAGUACUGAAGAAGGCAGUUCCUGGGAUCUGGUAAAUGAUAGUGAUUUAUGGGACAGCGAAAAACUGGAUGCGGAUAAAGAGGAUUAUGUACUCGUGAGACAAGAAGAUAUAGUGGAGGGUAUUGCGUGCUUCAUGGCAGCAUACUUGUCGUCCCUCAAAGAAACGAAGGACUUAACUCCUAAUCAGCUCCAGGAAGCUCUUAGCAAGACAUUCUCUGCGAAGAAGAAGAAGGGAAAACUUCGAAAGGCUUGGGACGGAAGCAAAGUCAUUUACAACGUUGCGUCCUGGGGAGCAACUGCAAUUGGGAUAUAUCAGAACCCUGUCCUUUUCAACGCAGCCUCGAAAGCCUUUUGGACUUCUUGUCAUGUUAUCUCGAAGCUCCUAUGAAUUCCAUGUUCUAGGUCGUGUUGUGGUGUAAGAAAAGCUGUGGUUGGACUUCUCGUCUCAGCUCUGUGUUGCUGCUAAUGCAACUCGGGGUCUCUCUGCACGAUGUUUUCAAUACCAGUGCCAUUCUUAGUUCUUAAUUCGUUGUAAUGCUUUGGGGAUGGUGUUCAAGCAUGUAAAUAUUGGGUUUCCUUCAACCUCUCCGCGAUUGAAAUAUUAAUUCACAUUAGAUUUGUUGAAACA